AUGGAUCAACCAGCCCAACCCAACGCUGCUGCCAUGCACAAUGUGGUUCGCCGCCGUGGCUCGGUCGGCACCACGCAGCUCUUCGAUAACAUCGUGUCCACCUCCAAUUUCGACUACGAAGAAGUGGAGCGGCUGCGCAAACGUUUCAUGAAACUUGAUAAGGAUAGCUCCGGCACCGUUGAUCGCGAUGAGUUCCUUUCGCUACCCCAGGUUUCUUCCAACCCGCUCGCAACCAGAAUGAUCGCGAUUUUCGACGAAGACGGUGGUGGUGAUGUCGACUUCCAAGAAUUCGUGAUGGGCUUGUCAGCAUUCAGUUCCAAGGGAAACAAGGAGGAGAAGCUUCGAUUCGCAUUCAAAGUCUACGACAUCGACCGGGACGGGUACAUCUCCAACGGCGAGCUCUUUAUUGUGCUGAAGAUGAUGGUGGGCAACAAUCUCAAAGAUAUCCAGCUGCAGCAGAUUGUGGAUAAGACCAUCAUGGAAGCAGAUAAUGAUGGCGACGGGAAGAUCAGCUUCGAGGAAUUCACACAUAUGGUGGAGAGUACCGAUGUGAAUUUGAGCAUGACAUUGAGUAAGUUGCUUACCACCGAAGUCGUCAAUUGGGUGCUGACGUUCUUCUCCAGACCAAAUAUAAAGAGCGGACUAUACCAGGUACAUUGGGAGGACCCUGCAACGCCGGAGCCUGGCGCCCGGAGCCCAUAG
Molecule: messenger RNA, 702 nt
Organism: Penicillium chermesinum
Lineage: Eukaryota; Fungi; Ascomycota; Eurotiomycetes; Eurotiales; Aspergillaceae
Gene: cnaB
Product: calcineurin regulatory subunit B
Exons: 4
Coding region: 1-702 (233 amino acids)
Molecular function (GO): calcium-dependent protein serine/threonine phosphatase regulator activity; calcium ion binding
Source: RefSeq, a predicted model, not a curated record